This is a messenger RNA of Oppiella nova, 394 nucleotides long. The record is from the annotation of a GenBank genome assembly. NCBI's taxonomy places the organism in Eukaryota, Metazoa, Arthropoda, Arachnida, Sarcoptiformes, Oppiidae.
UGGUUUUCUCGAGUGGAUCGCAAACAAUGAGUUCAUAUCGAAGAUGGCAGAGAAGGCCAAGAAUUCGGUGGACACUAUGAUCACGACAUUAGAUCCCGGAAUGAAGGAAAUCAUAUAUUCCGGAGGAGAUAUCAAUGUAAUCGUGACGACCGACAAAGAGGCGAAGAUCUGUCCCAUAAGGGAAGCCUUUCAGAAGGUGUUCGGGAGGGCCACUGUCAACGGGCUGUCCUCACAGCCGCUGAGCAUAGCUUCCCAACCGAUCGGUUUCGACAAUGGCUUGAAAGCAGCCAAAGAGCGGAUCCAAGCGUUGCGAAUGAACACGAGUUCUAUUCCUCAGAAUCAAGUGAUUGUGUCGAUCGAGAACUUUAUUGUUGACAUCUCUGACGAUAAGUAA